UUCAGAUUUGCAACACGUGAUAUGGUCCCUGAACGCACCGUUGAAACGAAGUGAAACCGAUACGUUAGCCUGCAGUAGCUCCCCCUCCAACCUGAGAAGUUUCCAGGUCCAACCGGCAUCUUCUUUCUAGAAGCUCCUCUCAGACCGAGGACAACCUCGUGUCUUUAAACCGGCAGAACGACAUUAGAGCUCAGAGUAAUGUUAGCGUUAGCUGGGCUAACUGGCAAACCUGUAGUCGCUUUCAAAUCAAACUGCGUGUUUUGAAGAGUAGGAAUCCCCACUGUCAGAUCAACCAGCCGUUUUAAAGUCUAGAAAUGCCUCAGAAACAGAAACCCAAGUCUUGGACAGAACUAAAGCAAGCAGGAAAUGAAUGUUUCAAGACGGGCCAGUACGGAGACGCCACCAGCCUGUACAGCCAGGCCAUCAGGGAACUAGAGAAGUCCAAUAAAAAGAACCCUGAAGAUUUGGCCAUCCUGUACUCCAACCGAGCCGCCAGCUACCUGAAGGACGGGAACUGUUCAGAAUGUGUCAAAGACUGCGACACGUCUCUGGAGUUGUUCCCGUUCAACGUGAAGUCUCUGCUCCGACGCGCUGCAGCCUGCGAAGCCUUGGAGCGCUACAGACACGCUUACAUCGACUACAAAACCGCCCUGCAGAUCGACUGCAACAUAGCAGCAGCUCAUGACGGCACCAACAGAAUGACUAAAGCGCUAACAGAGGCAGACGGUCCGUCAUGGAGGGAGAAACUUCCUCCCAUCCCCACCGUUCCUCUGUCGGUGAGGGAGAAGCUCGCCCAGCGGGCUGCAGGCGGCGCGCCGCAGCAGAACCUGGCGCCCCAGCAGAACCUGGCGCCCCAGCAGAACCUGGCGCGGCAGCAGAACCCGGCGCGGCAGCAGAUCCCACCGCAGCAGCAGAACGGCAUCAAGAAAACAGACAAACCCGCACCAAGUGACAAAGACAUGAAGAAAGCUCAGGCUCUGAAGGAAGAAGGCAACAGUCUGGUGAAGAAAGCGGAGCAUAAAAAGGCCAUAGAGAAAUACAGCCAGAGCCUGAAACUGAACCCCAACGAGAUCACAACCUACACCAACCGGGCGCUGUGCUACCUGUCGGUGAAGCAGUACAGAGACGCCGUCAGGGACUGCAGCGAGGCGCUCAGGAUGGACGGCGGCAACGUGAAGGCGCUCUACCGGAGGGCGCAGGCUCACAAGGAGCUCAAGGACCUGAAGGCCUGUGUGGACGACCUGAACGUCCUCCUGAAGGUGGAGCCAAAGAACACGGCCGCGCUCAAGCUGCUGCAGGAGGCGCAGAAGAAGAAGUGAGACGGAGUCCGGACCGGCGCCGGGAUCCGCUCGUCUGACCCGCUCGUCUGACCCGCUUACUCCCGGCAGAAUAAAGCCGGGUUUGAAUCAGAACCCUUCAGUUUGACCCGACCGAUCUGCAGCUGUUCGUAGUUUGAUUGUAACAGUCAGCCUCUGAUUCAGUAUUUAUGUUUAUUUAUAUCAGCUGCAGUUUUUCCCUCUCCUCUCCAGCCUGGAUGUUUUUCAUUUCUGACAUAAAGUUCAGCCCUGAGCUCAAAGAGCGAAUAUUCAAUCCACCGCAGAGAUGAAACAUCUUUUUACUCAGCAGCUAAUGAGCAAAACGCUUUUCCAUUCUUUUUUAGCCAGUUUAUUCCACUGAAUAAAUUCCCAAACCUGUUAAUAAAAUACUCCAAACGCUCCGUUCUGGUACCAAAUGGCAUGAAACCGGUUCUGUCGUGUGUUUACAUGUUUCUGUCAGUGAGUGGAUCAGAGACGAUGAGUCAGCAGAAAUUAUGGACCCAGAUGUAAAUGAGCCAGCAGUAAAGCAGAUCUGACAUAAUGGAGUUGUAUUUUUCAGGUCAGAGGUCAGAGGUCACUGACCAGCUGUGGAUCUGACCUGGAGUCGUUUCUCCGUCCGUCUGGGAUUUUUCCUCUGAUCCUGGAAGGAAAGGCAGUGAAAAGAUUUCAUCCCUUAUGCCUCUUACAUUAUGAGUAACUUUUCAAAGUUAACAUCCAUCAGGAGGAAACGAAGUCAGACGGUUAUUGGAGUUCACUGGCUGCUCUUCUCCAGACCAUCACCCAUUUCAAAAAGCCGAGUUUCAGAUUCUGAUUUUGGCUGAUCGAUUUUUUCUCUAAAUAUAUCAACAUAGUUGGCAGCAGUGUGGUGACGGUUGUUACGGUGACGGUUGUUACUCUGCUGUCAGCAGACUAAAGGCGGCGGCGGCUGAUUUCUAGACCUGUGCUGAGGUAAAAUGUCGAUGGAUCCAGUUGGAUCGGCCGACUCAGAAACUCUGUGCCGAUUUGUCGGUUCUUCCCUGAGGAUCCCUGAAUUAGUUCAUGAAGUCGUCUUUAUCUGCUUCAGAAUAAAAAACAGUCUUGAAAUGUUUUUCCAAGCUGCCAGGUUUGAAGAUGAAACCUGUAAUCAGGAUUUCUCUGAACCCCAAAGAUAAAAUACAGAUUUUAAACUAUAAAGUUUUAGGAGAAAACGGAAAAGAAAAUGAAUAAAAUAAAAAAAUAAGGCAGAUUGGUUGUGAUGAUGAUGAUGAUGAUGAUGAGGAUGAUGAGGAUGAUGAUGAAACUUCAGGAUCUUUUCCAUGUUUUGCUCUGAGGUUAUUUUCUUUCUUUUCUUUUGGUCUCCAGUUUUGGUUUGAUUAUCACGGGAGGAUGUUGAUCUUUCAACAUUUAAGUUCAGGAAGUUCCUCAUUUGUUUUAGUUUUGUUUUUGUAACGUUUGAUUAAACAUUGUUCUAAACUAGAUACUAUAUCAACACAUUUGUUUGCUUGUGUAGAAUGGCUUCAUGUCUCUGAAGGAUCGGGACGUUUAAAACUCUGAACAUUAGGAAUGUUUCCUUUCCAUCCAUCUUGCCUGAAGUGCCUGCCUUUGUCAUUCAUCUGCUGCUUUGGAUUAGUGUAUGCAAAAUAAAAAUGAUUUUAAAAGAUAA
Gambusia affinis (western mosquitofish) is the source of this 2958-nucleotide messenger RNA. RefSeq names its product translocase of outer mitochondrial membrane 34 (gene tomm34). The transcript has 8 exons. NCBI's taxonomy places the organism in Eukaryota, Metazoa, Chordata, Actinopteri, Cyprinodontiformes, Poeciliidae. The coding region runs from base 315 to 1319 and encodes 334 amino acids. The record is from RefSeq and is a predicted model, not a curated record. Gene Ontology annotation, molecular function: heat shock protein binding. Gene Ontology annotation, cellular component: mitochondrion; cytosol.